AUGGAUUCUCAAGAAGAAUCUGAUUCAAGUUUUCAAAUCAUGACCUACACUAGUAAAAGUGAUAGUCAAACUAGUAGUGACAAUACAUCUACAAAUGCAUUAACUCAUCCAACAAAAAGAAGUCAAGAUCUCAAAAAAUUAAAAUUAGAAAUUCAACAAAUAAAACAAACUACAUUACCAGAAAUUCUUAAUACAAAUAAUCUAUAUAAAGGUAUUCGGAGAAAAGAAAUAAACAAAGCCAUUACAGAAUGGAUACUACUUGAUGAUUAG
Messenger RNA from Racocetra fulgida, 270 nucleotides. The record is from the annotation of a GenBank genome assembly. Lineage: Eukaryota; Fungi; Glomeromycota; Glomeromycetes; Diversisporales; Gigasporaceae.